CGGUAUAUAUCGGCUGUAUCUUCGCUAUGGGCAACGACAACAGCAAUCGUGGCUCACGAGCCUUCGUUCCUGGGCCCACAGGCACAAUGACAUUUCACACGCCUUUUCCCCUGCUCCAAGAAGCCCAACGUCAAUAUCACGUCUGUGGCUCACCUUAUGAGUCCCCUCACAGCUCCUCCGACUCUGGCUACGGCUCGGCUCCCCCAACUCCAAUCACACCCCACAAGAAGAGGACUCUCAUCGAGGCCGACUACCUUUGGAGACUGGGCGAUAGGAAUCUCUCGGAUCAAGAAAACUUCUCCGAGUCUGACGAUAAGAACACAUCAGAUCAGGAAUACAAGCUAGAAGCCUACAAUGACAGGGAAAGACGUCCUCGUGCAGCCGGCACAGAAGCAGUAGACAUCAAGUGUCCCGAAGAUGAAAGCCCUAGGAAGCGCCAUAAGCCCGCGACAUUACCCAGGAGCUCAGCUCGCUCUCGUCCACCUCUUCUGUCCUUCUUUACUUCCGACUCUGGUACCAAGAUCCCGCGGGGCCUUAAGACCAGCCUAAGCCGCGGUGGAAACAGUUCGACUCGCAUUCCUGACCGCUUCAUCCCCUCGAGGACACUCUCAUCAAACACCGUCGAAAGGUUUCGCACCAGCAAGUCGCCACACGAGUUGACCACACCUGAGAAACUUCUUCGUCACAAUUCGGCCACUGAGGAUGCCUUUUCUAGUCAUCGCAGAGUUGUGGCGACCAACACCUUCGAUAUUGGGCCGCGAGCCCGCUCAAACAGAGCAGCAAGUCGGAACAGAGUAGGCAGCGUUCUCGGCCCCGUCAAUACAAACGCAAGUUACCGCCAAGAUAGGCAAUUCAGCCUUGGCUCAAUAUGGGCCGUUGGUGGUCUUGCCCCGCCCGCAGAGACAGCAGUUAACAACGGCCGUGGCCAUUUGAUGAGGAGUGGUACAAACGCCAGGCUUUUUCGGACGUCAUUCCCGACCAUCAAGCCAAAAGCCGAGGAAGAACGUGAGAAACACGAAGCCCGACUGGCAACUGCCUUGGGUCUUGAUCGCGCGGCCCGGGUUCUGGACGUCAACAUCAUUCCCCGCCAAACCCAAAGCAAAGAGGAACGGUCUAACAAAUCACACACACAAUGGACCGGAACAGAAUGGGUCAAGGAAGGACCGUCUCCAAAGCAACAGAAAAAGAAACAAGAAAACAGGACAUUGCCGACCGCUCCUUUCAAGGUUCUCGAUGCCCCCAACUUACGAGACGAUUUUUACUGCUCAAUCCUAUCCUAUUCCGCGACUUGUCGGACUCUAGCUGUCGGCCUGGGUGAUCUUCUUUACGGCUGGUCGGAGUCCCGCGGAGUUCGUCUGCUCAAUGCUGGAACCCAGGACGACUGCCAUUUAACCAGUGUUGCUUUUUCUUCGGCAGAUGGCCACAAAGCUAUUUUGGCCUACGGUCGGUCUAACAAAACUUUAGGACUGAUGUCUUUGCUCGACGACGCAGAUCCCGCAACCUCGCGUGCUGCCCCAAUUCCGCGUUUUGAGGUUCUUCAUCCUUCACCUAUUGCUUGCUUGAGUUGGAAACCAUCAUGCACCAUGCGGCCCUCAGGCUGUCCCUCAACACCCGGCGUGCUCGUUGCCACUGAGGAUUUGCUUGUGGGAGAUGAGGCAGGUCGUGUUUGGUACUAUUCUGUUGAGUGGCCGGACAGGUGGGAAGUUGAGCGUCAUAACUGGCAAGGACAGCUGACGCUGCUGGCCCGCAUCGACGUACACUCUCAACAAAUUUGCGGCUUAUCCUGGUCACCCAACGGCGAUCGCUUUGCUACAGGAGGCAAUGAUAACCUGUGUUGUCUGUUCGAAACGCAAAAGGUUCUAGACAUGAACUACGCACGCCGUAACAUGGGACGCGUACGGCACACUGAAAUAUCGCAGCACUCUCAUACGCAAGGAGAUUCAGAGAGUUCGUCAGCAACAGAGAUCGCCACAGAGAUCCGUACAACUCCCAGGCCCGCCAGCGUGAUUCCAGUCCUCAAGCCAGGAGACGAACGAUACAGGUGGCUGCAUAGAGCUGCAGUCAAAGCAAUUGCGUUUUGUCCGUGGCAGGAGGGUUUGGUGGCAACUGGAGGCGGAUCAAACGAUAAGUGCAUUCAUUUCUUUCAUACGACUUCUGGCGCCGCCCUUGCAACUAUAUCUGUGGCUGCGCAAGUCACAAGUCUGAUCUGGUCCACGACCCGACGCGAGAUUGCCGCUACCUUUGGUUACGCUCAACCGGAACACUCGGUGCGGAUUGCUGUCUUCUCUUGGCCCGACUGCCGCCAAGUUGCUGCUGUUCCCUGGGCUGGGGAGCACCGAGCUCUCUAUGCAAUUCCUUAUCCCAGCGGACCUAAUGAUGCUCGCAAAUCGGGGAACAGCGGAGGUAGGGCGCGAGGCUCCAACCGCACCGCGAUGGAAGGCUGCAUUAUGGUUGCAUCGAGCGAUAAGAGCGUCAAGUUUCACGAGGUAUGGACGGCGGACAAGAAAGCCACAACCGGAGGGGUGGGCAUGCUUGGUGGCAGUGAUAUCUUGGAGAGCUUGGAAGGCAUCGAUAGAGAAGGUGACGUGAUCCGGUGAUAAGCAAACGAAACUGCCGGACGUCACGAAAAUGGAUGAGGUGCAAGAAGGUUGAAGUGAUAAGCUACGAACACAAAGGUUAGGAAUGGGGAAAAGGAUUUGAAGGGAUCAUGAGAAUGAAGCCAGCAUGAGGACGCUUAGAGAACCGCCCUGAUAUUACGAUACCCUCCAAAAAGCUAAUGGUAUAGUGGGUUCGUGCUGGUGGUGGGAACGUGGGUAAGUAGGUAGAAAGAAGCACGUAGUAUGCAAGCUCUGAGUGGGAAAAGGAUGGGUCAGAUUGAGCAGUAUUGAAAACAGUACAUACACAGCAAGCAGUAAAUUGACGUUUAUUUCCAAG
Neurospora crassa OR74A is the source of this 2934-nucleotide messenger RNA. RefSeq names its product WD domain-containing protein. The transcript is spliced from 4 exons. Lineage: Eukaryota; Fungi; Ascomycota; Sordariomycetes; Sordariales; Sordariaceae. Gene Ontology annotation, molecular function: ubiquitin ligase activator activity; anaphase-promoting complex binding; protein binding. Bases 27 to 2597 code for a protein of 856 amino acids. Gene Ontology annotation, cellular component: anaphase-promoting complex. The record is from RefSeq and is a predicted model, not a curated record. Gene Ontology annotation, biological process: positive regulation of ubiquitin protein ligase activity; positive regulation of anaphase-promoting complex-dependent catabolic process; anaphase-promoting complex-dependent catabolic process.